UUGGAGAGACAGUACCAGGACCUGACGCAAUAGCAUCAGGAGUUGGCAUAGAUCCACUGCAUGGUGCAAAGCCACGAGGAUGCAACUCGGGCACUCAACGCCCGAUUGCUGGACCUGGAACAGGCUGUACCAGGACCAGCUGCUGGGGCUUCCAACAGUGCACCCUCUAGCCGCCAAAUGGAGGACCACAUUGACCACGUAGUGGCAAUGCUCGGCAACAUCAGCACGUUCGCUGCGCCGACCACCACCAUCAGCAGUCAGCUGCAUACAUUGAAGACCGAGGUCCAGCAGCUGCAGACGACGAACGCGGAUGGCAAUCCGAAGAUGUAUAAGAUGCCAACCUUCAAUCUGGAGAGGUUCGACGACUACACGCAGCAGGAUCCGGUCCUGUGGUGGGAAGCAUUCACAACGCAACUCAGGAUUCUUCUCGUAGCGAAGAAUGCGUACAUCGGCGCCCUGUUCCUGAACUCAAAGGGCGGAUGCCAGACCUGGUUGAGCCACCUGGCAACCUCCCACGGCGUCGACGUACCAGACUUGAAGGACGUAAUCACAUGGGAGGAGCUGACACGGCUGUGGAAGAAGCGGUUCAUCGUCGACGACGCGCCAACACUCGCCAUCAACCGACUGUUCACCAUGUCACAGGGCAACACAGCAACACGAGACUGGCUCACGGAGUGGCAGAAGAUUGUGGCUGAGCCCAAUCUGAACUUACCAUUCGAGCAACACGGGACUGGCUCACGGAGUGGCAGAAGAUUGUGGCUACGCCAUGAGUUCUACAACAGUACAAGUUCCAUGGGUCAAGUUUGGCUUGAUCGAGGCGGAGUACAAGGUCCGCGGCCGCUAUGGCAGCUGCUAUUGGUGCAACAGCACCAAGCACAAGACCUCCCUGUGCCAGGAUCAGGGCAAGGAGGAUGUGCGACCCCGCCUCAGCUCCGGAAAUUGAGCUCCGCGGAAGGUGAGGCGACUCCACCUUCUACUCUGCCAGAUUCAGCCGCCUUGCUAGCGGUCUCCUGCACAUCUGGGGAGGAUGCAAAUGUCGCUAGUCCUAGGUAUACUUACGAGGAUUAUGCUGUCCACUUGGUUCCACCGCUGGACCAACCGCUCCACGUGCAACAGUCCACCGCAUGCACGGUUUCAUCACCAUCGGCAACCGAUUCGGCAGCUUCGCCGCAAUCUAUCGUCGGGGAUUCGACGUUACAGUCAAGACUUGAAGAGCUCGACCCAUUGACGUUCACGGACUUCCAGUGGAUGCCCGUUCCCUCGACCGGACGAUUGCCAAAACCACAUUGCAACGUGCUUAUGGCACAAUUGCGAGACUACUUGCACACUGCAGUACCAGCUCCGUUGAUGGACGUCGGAGUAGAGGUUGUCGACCUUCUCGCGUACAUCGCAAAGAUCGACCGCGAGUUCAAGACGCAACGGUAUGACGACAUCGACGCACUAUUGCUAUACGUACGCAUUCAGAUCGGAGAGGCGACCUGCAGUGCCUUGAUCGAUUGCGGAGCAUCUCGCAACUACAUCAGCCAGGACUUCAUGGUACGCGCCGGCCUUGGCCCACGUGUCCGGAGGAAGUCCCAGCCUACGCAAGUCACCCUGGGAGACGGUCAUACGCAYAAGUCCAUCGACCGGUGCAUUGACGCCGUCCUUGUGUACUUUGCCCCUUACGCAAGCCCGCACAGAGUAGUACCGGAUCGACCCAUCCGCCACGAGAUCAUCCUCGAGGACGGGGCCGUACCUCCGCGCGGUUGCAUCUACCGAAUGAGCGAGGAAGAGUUAAGUGUGCUUCGGGCACAACUCGAUGACCUUCUAGAGAAACGCUGGAUUCGGCCUAGCUCAUCUCCAUACGGUGCUCCUGUUCUCUUCGUCCGGAAGAAGAACAAGGACCUGCGGUUGUGCAUCGAUUAUCGCAAGUUCAACGCGCAGACGAUCAGGAACGCCGACCCUCUUCCACGCAUCGAUGACCUUCUCGAGCGAUUGGGCGGCGCCCAGUUCUUCUCCAAGCUGGAUCUUAAGUCAGGGUACCACCAACUCGAGAUUCGCAAGGAGGAUCGCUACAAGACCGCGUUCAAGACACGCGGCUACGACAAGUGCGAGUUCGCACAGCAGGAGCUGGAGUACUUGGGACACUAUGUGACGCCGCAAGGCAUCCGUCCGCUUGCAGACAAGAUCGAGGCCCUACGAGUAUGGCCCGAGCCCACCAACACCACGGACGUUCGUUCAUUCAUGGGGUUGGCGGGCUACUAUCAGCGAUUCAUCACCGGAUACUCUAGGAUUGCUGCACCUAUGACGAGGUUACAGUCGCCAAAGGUGCCAUUCGUAUUCGAUGACGACGCACGCCGCUCAUUCCAAGCACUUAAGACAGCUAUGCUCAUGGCACCCGUCCUUAGCAUCUAUGACCCCACCCUGCCAACGCGAGUGAUUACGAACGCUUCCGGCUAUGGCAUUGGGGUAGUCUUGGAACAGCACGACGGCGACGACUGGCACCCUGUGGAGUAUUUCAACCACAAAGUGCCUCCCAUCAACUCGCUUGAUGAUGCAAGGACGAAGGAGCUGCUCGCAUUCGUGAUGGCUCUCAAGCGCUGGCGGCACUUCCUCCUUGGGCGUCGUAGGUUCACAUGGGUCACAGACAACAAUCCAUUGACCUACUACAAGACGCAGGACACGGUGAGCAGCACGAUCGGACGAUGGAUGUACUUCAUCGACCAAUUUGACUUCACACCGAAACAUGUCCCCGACCUCUCAAAUCGCGCAGCAGAUGCACUAUCGCGAAGACCUGAUCUUUGCGCUAUGUCACAUCAUUCGCAUUCGACGAGGAGCUUCAACGACACUUCAUCCGGACAUAUCAGUCUGAUCCGGACUUCGGCACGCUCUAUGCACAACUAUCUUCGGAUCACCCGCCGACCGGCCAUUUUCGCAUUGUCGACGGGUACUAGCUCCUCCACUCGAGAGGCAAGGACUUACUAUGUGUCCCAGGCGAUCGUCGUCUUUGGACUCGCCUCCUCGGCGAGUAUCAUGAAUCACGACUCGCCGGCCAUUUCGGAGUCAACUGCACUAUUGCACGACUUCGAGAGCGAUUCUGAUGACCCGACCUCAUUACCGAUGUCACUCGGUAUUUCAACUCUUGCGAAGUUUGCCGACGCAGCAAGCCCCGCAACCGCAAUCCCUACGGCAAGUUACACCCGAUGCCUAUCCCACGGGAACCCGGUCUCUCCAUUGCCAUGGACGUCACCGCGAAGCGAUAACAGUCGCUGCACUUCAUUUGUGUUGUUAGAUAUGGAUCGCCGCCAUGCUCGUGCUGUGCGAGGGGUUGGAGGGCGAGUGCGCGGCGAUGAAGGCCAGGGUGAGGGUGCAAGAAAUCAACGAAGACGCGGCCGAGUUUUCUGUCUCACGACCGCAGAUGUCCGAGAGAGAUGGACAGAGCCUGUCGCGCUCAUAGACGGAAUGGUCGAUGAUCCAGACUGGCUUUAUCAGGGGGAGAGGGACUCAAUCAUGGUGUUGUCGGUUGGGGACGACGGAAGGCUGAAAGAUUGGAAUGGUAGGAGGGCCUACACUCGUAUGCCCAGGAUCGUUGGCUGUGCCUGACAGAACCCGUUGCCGCACUUGUUCUUGGAAGCAGUCCGUCUCCGUUGGCCGAAUCUGCCUGAUGAGCAUUACAGAGGUUUCAAAGGUGAUGGGGGAGAGUAUGAUGAUGGAGGCGAUUGCGAAGGACAUGAGGGGAGUGGUCUCAUGGUGUGUGAUGUCCUGCCAUGAGAUCGCCUGUGCUAAUAAAAGGGUUUAGUUGCUGCUGUCAAGUGGCUUGUGUUUACCUGGUGCUGUUUUAUGUUUUUUUGUUGGCCAUGAGUGGUCCUGUCCUGGUGCGUGUGUGUGGGCAACGCGGUCUGCGGGGAUCUUUACACAAUCGUUCGACCUGUCGAGGCCCACUUAGUUUAUGGUUUUGCAAUCCCUCCCUCCCUCUCUCUCUCUCUCUCUCUCUCUCUCUCUCUCUCCCCCCCCAGUACAUUCUUCAUCUAUUGUACGUGUUUACGUGUACGAGUGUCGAUUACAAAGAAUGUCCGUUUGGCUUGGCUACGUGGAGUUGGCACUUUGGACAUUUCAUAAAUUUCACUCACACGACACACACUGUAGAACCAAGCUGUUUGACAUAGUUGGAAUAGGUAUUCUGAAUCUUCUCCUUGUGGCGUGAUAUAGAGGCGAACUGUUUCAUUGUUGUUAAAUAGUUCACCUCAAUGCGCUCCAUGUACCUUGCUAUAAAGGCAAACAGUUUCGUUGUUGGAAUGGCUCUUAAGUGUGCGCAAUUGUAUGCAAUGGAGAAAA
Messenger RNA from Chara braunii, 4314 nucleotides. Lineage: Eukaryota; Viridiplantae; Streptophyta; Charophyceae; Charales; Characeae. The record is from the annotation of a GenBank genome assembly.